AUGGUGGUCACAGACGCUCGUGCUGAAGAAGAAUAUUGCAGUGCUUUUGCAAAAGAUGUCCACAUCAAAGGGGAAUACCAUUGCACCACAGCCUACCCGAAGUACCAAAAGUCCCAUCCCACCUCCAACUCAUUGGCUGAAACAGUGGUGUCAUCAGGCACACUGAUAACCUACUACGCAAAUGCCAUCUUGAGCAUCCUCAAGAAUAUGAAAGACAAAGCAAUGGUCGAUGAAACUUACCAUGGACAAUUGCAAAGAGACGUUGACUCAGUCGUGAACACGGGUGGUAUCAUUUCUCCUCCUGUUAUGAUCUGCACGUCUCCGUAUAACUUGGCCUUCCACUUUCACACGCCUGUAAAUCCUUUGAAAGUGGUAAGAGCAAAAGAGUUCCCUGGUCAGCCAGACAGCAGUACUUUGCCAAGCAUAAUCAUAGACCAAUCCAAUAGGAAGUCCAUGGUUUCCAACAACUUAUGGCUUGGUCAGGAAAGGGGUGUGUCGGACCUGGAGAUCAUCUCCCAGCAGGUGGAGGACGAGAGCCAGUGCAUUGCCCCUGUACAACUAGUCAGCUUUGCCUAUCGGGACCUACCCCUGGCGGCCCUUGACCUCUCAUUGGCCGGGUCACAGCUGCUGUCCAACAUGGAUGAAGAUGAUCAGAGAGAGAGCUCGAACUGGCUGAAGCCUUGCUGUGGGAGACGGGCAGCAGUUUGGCAGGUGGUCUUACUCAGUGCUGGUCUCAACUGCUUCCUGGUGGCAUCAGUGGUCCUGGUCGUCCUUCUCCUGACGCUGGAGCUCCUCAUUGACACCAAGUUACUUCAGUUUACCAGUGCAUUCCAGUUUGCCGGGAUCAUUCACUGGAUAAGCCUAGUCAUCCUCUCUAUCUUCUUCACGGAGACUGUCUUCAGGAUCGUGGUGCUUGGCAUAUGGGACUACAUUGAGAACAAAGUAGAGGUAUUUGAUGGUGCAGUCAUCAUCCUAUCCUUGGCUCCCAUGGUGGCUUCAACUGUAGCGAAUGGACCCAGCAGCCCGUGGGACGCCAUCAGCCUGAUCAUUACCCUUCGGAUUUGGAAGGUCAAACGCAUCAUUGAUGCUUACGUCCUGCCAGUUAAGGUGGAGAUGGAGAUGGUCGUCCAACAGUAUGAGAAGGCCAAACAGGUCCGAGAGGAGCAGCUUGAACGACUCACACAGAUUUGCCAGGAGCAAGCUUUUGAGAUCAGGCAGCUGAGGGCCCACCUUGCCCAGCAGGAUCUGGACCUCGCUGCCGAAAGGGAGGCCGCUAUGGAGAUGCACCACAUCUGGAACAAGCAGAGCAGCAAGUUUCAAGUGGUCGAUGGUUCAGCGACUGGAGUGUCCGAUGACGAGAGUCCCGACAGCAUCAUCGAUCCCCGCCAAACACAAAAAGCAGCCACAAGGGACGAUAUGAAUAAUUAUAUCAGUCAGUACUACAGUGAACCAAGCAGUGAGAUGGGAGUUCCAGAAGGCGCUUCCCAUGUCAUCACAACAGCUGCCAUUGAUGUCCACCUUCCCAGUGCGCUCCACAACGCAUCAUCUGAUCUAUUAACAGUGGACGUGCCAGCAAAGCUCGAGAGGGUUAGCAGUUCUGUGAGUGAUAAUUCGGGGAGUGCCUCCAGAUCAAUAGACAGUACCACCACACAAGCCCAAAGCCUCAGCAGCCAAACCCUGGGCUCCUCCACAGACUGCAGCACAACCAGGGAGGGCUCCUCAGAAAGCUACCUGCUGGAAAGGCCUGAGAAUCAGCAGCACAGCAUCACGGGGCCAGUCGUUCACAAGGACACAAGUGUGGUGGUUCAGGAACUCAUGUCCACAUUAUCGGAGGAGACAUGCCUGACUCAGAAGGGUCUGGACCCAGUAAACCUCAAGCUGCCUAGUCCACCUGGGUCCACUAAUGCCAGCCCAGAGCUGGGACAUAGAGUUAACAUUUAUAACAAGAAGAACCAGGACAAUCUCUGCGUCUAUCCAACAACGCCGGUCAUCCAGAUUCAAGGCAAUGAUAUCACACUUGAAGAAAAGUACAGGUUCCUGGAGCCCACAGAAUCGUCAGUGAACAGACUACCAGAGUCUUAG
This is a messenger RNA of Carcharodon carcharias (great white shark), 2082 nucleotides long. RefSeq names its product transmembrane protein 266 (gene tmem266). The transcript is spliced from 14 exons. Gene Ontology annotation, biological process: monoatomic ion transport; transmembrane transport. The coding region runs from base 1 to 2082 and encodes 693 amino acids. NCBI's taxonomy places the organism in Eukaryota, Metazoa, Chordata, Chondrichthyes, Lamniformes, Lamnidae. The record is from RefSeq and is a predicted model, not a curated record. Gene Ontology annotation, cellular component: plasma membrane. Gene Ontology annotation, molecular function: voltage-gated channel activity; monoatomic ion channel activity.